CUCCAAACCACCAUCCUUGCUAGCUAGCUAGUAGUACCCCCCAAGAAGAUAGAGUGUUGAGCACAUAUCUAUCUAUCUAUCCCACUCCACUUACCUUUAAUACAGACAAUAAUAUGAUGGAGAAGAAUAGCCAACCACUGACGCGAUUGCGUCGCGUCAAUAAACGGAGAAGAAAGCAAGGCAACCGACUGGUCGUUCCACUGAUAAUUCUGGGCAUUGCCUUUUUGUUCAUGAUUUGGACCAUGGUUUCCUUUUUGACACUGAGCAGCCCGACAGUCUCCAACAAUGGCCGCAAUAAUAAUAAUGUCCAAGGUGUUCCACAAGCUGCCGUCGACAAACAACAACAACAAUCGCGAAGACAAAAACCGGCAGCACCUACGGAAGAAUUAAAGCCAUUCGAAUCCCCACUGCUCAUUUUCACGUGUUCCCGCGCGGGAUACUUGACCGAAACACUCAACACUAUUUUUCAAUAUAUCGAACCCAAUUGCAAAAUGGGUUGUCCCAUUGUCGUAACGCAAGAUCGAAAUGCGGAAGAUGUCACGGCAGUCAUUCAACAAUUCAAAACCAAAUUUGAAGGAAAGGGAAUUCCAUUUUACCAUAUCAAUCAUCCCGCAUCUCCAAACUUGAGAGGGAAUCCCUACCAAUUAUUGGCCGUUCACUACGGAUGGGCCCUCCGAACACUUUUUGAUGGACAAGCAUACACACAACAACCUCUGCCACAACGUGUCAUUAUUCUCGAAGAAGAUUUGAGAAUUGCACCCGACUUUUUUGGCUAUUUCGAAGCCACGGCCCCCCUUUUGGAUGCCGAUCCUCACUUGUUGGCAGUGUCGGCAUUCAACGACAAUGGAUAUCAAAAUCAAGCCGUCGAUACGAAACGAUUAUUGCGCAGUGACUUUUUUCCCGGACUGGGAUGGAUGAUGACACGACAAACCUGGACGCAAGAUAUUGGUGCCAAGUGGCCCAAUGGGUAUUGGGACGAUUGGCUGCGGGAACCUGCCCAACGACAAGGACGGCACAUUAUUCGACCAGAAGUCACUCGGACAUUUCAUUUUGGGGACAAGGGUGGUGCCAGUCAAAAUCAAUUUGGAGGCAAUCAUCAUCGGAUCGAACUCAAUCACGAAAAAGUCGAUUGGACACAGCAGGAUUUGUCCUAUUUGGUGGAAGACACAUUUGAUCGCAAUUAUGCCAACAUGGUGGCCAAUGCUCGAUUGGCCACGUCGCGGGCAGAAGCACUGGAAAUUUGUCAACAAGGCGCCAAUGCACGGUUGGAGUAUUCGGGGAUACCCGGUUUUGCACGGGCUGCCAAGCGACUGAAUUUAAUGACGGAUGAAAAGGCAACAAUCUUCCGAACGGCCUAUAAAGGAGUGGUCGAAACCAGACCCGACGGCAAGACCUUGCUGUUUUUGACGCCGCCAUUGGAUCAACUCAAAGCCAAUUUUGGGAGUAGUUGGCCUAGCUAGCUACGGUAGUAGUCAGUCCAUAGUAUUGUGAUGCAGACUAGCUACUAGGGAACAAGAGUUCUUUUUUCUGCAACAACAUACGCAAUCUUCCUAUACAGCCAGCCAGCCAGCCAGCCAGCCAGCCAGCCAGGUAAUUCGUUAGUCAGAGCUAUAGGAGUCACUCAGUGUGAUCCUGUCUCCAGCAGCACUAUUCGGCUUCUUCAGAAGGUUGUCCAACAGGACUUGUGCUAUCACUUUUCCUUCGUCGUUCAAAUUUUUGUGGGUGCACGCUCCCAAAGAUUUUUGCAGCCAAACAAUAGCCUCUUUUUCACUGACAGGCAUGCCAUAUUGGCCUGCGGCACAAAAUUUCCCAAGACAAUACGCAGCAAGAUCAGAUCCUGCAGUUGCUGCCUGGGUGAGGUACAUAAUGCCAAGUGGCAAUGAUUUUGUUACACCUAUUCCUUUCAGUAGAGUUUCCCCAACUCGAGCUGUUCCAAGCACACUGCCAGCAUCAUGUGCUUUUCUGUUCCAAUUGUAGGCAUUGACUGGGUAGAAGCAUGCCAAACACAGCAUAGCGCGCACAUUGCCCUCAUUCGCCUUUUGUAGCAAUUUGUUCUUCUUCUUCAUUUGCUUGACUUUGAUGUUCCAAGCUACCAAUACAUCACCUUGAAUGGUUCCAUUUUCAACCAAUGUUUCAAUCAGGCUUCUGAUAUGAGGGGUAGGAAUGAGAGUUUCGCCCAUGAGUUCAUUG
This is a messenger RNA of Seminavis robusta, 2190 nucleotides long. The record is from the annotation of a GenBank genome assembly. Lineage: Eukaryota; Bacillariophyta; Bacillariophyceae; Naviculales; Naviculaceae.